AUGUUGGUCUUAUUCGAAACACCUGCAGGCUUUGCACUCUUUAAGGUUUUGGAUGAAUCCAAACUUUCAAGCAAAGAUCUCCACAAGCAUUUCGCUACUGCUGAUUCUGCUUCAAAGAUCGUAUCAUUAAAGAAGUUUUACAAGUUUGAUGAUACUUUGGCUGCUCUUGAAGCUGCCAAUGAUAUUGCUGAAUCCAAGGUCCCAGAAUCACUCCAAUCCUUUUUGGAAAAGAAUAUCAUUCAAGAAAAGUUAAACGACAAGCUCAUUGUUUCAGAUAACAAGUUUGGUAGUGCUAUCAAAGAAGCAUUAAAGUUAAACGUAAUGUGUGAUGAUACUACACAAGAAUUGGUUAGAGGAAUUCGUGGUCAAAUCAAUUCAUUGGUUACUGGUUUGUCACAAGCAGACAUGAACCAAAUGUCUAUUGGUCUUUCUCAUUCAUACUCUCGUUACAAGAUCAAGUUCUCACCAGACAAAGUUGAUACUAUGAUUGUUCAUGCCAUCUCACUUUUGGACGAACUCCAAUCCGAAUUGAAUAUCUAUGCCAUGAGAGCCCGUGAAUGGUACGGCUGGCAUUUCCCAGAGCUCGGUAAGAUCAUCGAUGCUCACUCGCAAUACGCCAACAUCAUCUUAAAGAUGGGUAACCGUAAGAACGCCGCCGAUACCGAUCUCUCUGAGAUUAUUCCAGAGACCCUCGUCCCAGCCGUCCAAGAAGCUGCCCAAAUCUCCAUGGGUACCGACAUUUCAGAGGAAGAUCUCGAGCACAUCCAAUCAUUGUGCGAGCAAUACGUCUCGAUCGACCAAUACAGAACCGAGUUGAACGACUACUUGUUCAGCAGAAUGAACGCCAUUGCACCAAACCUCACCGUUUUGGUUGGUGAACUCAUUGGUGCCCGUCUCAUCUGUCGUGCCGGUUCACUCAUGUCCUUGGCCAAGUACCCAGCCUCCACCAUUCAAAUUCUCGGUGCCGAAAAGGCUCUCUUCCGUGCCAUGAAGGCCAAGAGCAACACCCCCAAGUACGGUCUCAUCUACAAUGCCGAAGUCGUCAACAAGGCCACCAACAAGAACAAGGGUAAGAUGUCUCGUGUCCUCGCUGCCAAGGCUGCCCUCUCUGCUCGUUUCGACGCCCUCUGCGAAACCUCUGACAAGUCAUACGGUAUCACCUACCUCAGUCAAGUCCAAAGACGUGCCAACGAAGUUGAAAACAACAUUGUCCGUAAGUUCUCCAAGAACACCAACAAUGUCAACAGAACCGUCAACCAAGACAAGUACGACAAGAACAAAACCAACAAUGCUCAAAAGGAAGGAAACGGUCACUCCAAUGGCUCUCAUGUCAACAUGGAAGAACCACCUGUCCCAAUGCAAGUCGAGGUAGAGGAAGAGAAACCAGCCAAGGAAGAAAAGAAGAGAUCCAGAGACGUCGAAGAAGAAGACGAAGCUGAAGAAAAGAGAGACAAGAAAAAGGAUAAAAAGGAAGAAAAGAAGGAAGACAAAAAGGAAAAGAAAUCCAAGUCUGAGGACAAGGAAGAAAAGAAGGAAAAGAAGUCCAAGUCUGAAGACAAGGAGGAAAAGAAGGAAAAGAAGGAAAAGAAAUCAAAGUCUGACGACAAGGAGGAAAAGAAGGAAAAGAAAUCAUCAAAGUCUGACGACAAGGAAGAAAAGAAGUCCAAGAAAUCAUCAAAGUCUGACGAUAAGGAAGACAAGAAGGAAAAGAAGGAAAAGAAAUCAAAGUCUGACGACAAGGAGGAAAAGAAGGAAAAGAAAUCUUCCUCUUCAAAGAAGGAAAAAUCUGAAGACAAAAAGGAAAAGAAGGAAAAGAAGAGCAAAUAA
Messenger RNA from Cavenderia fasciculata, 1827 nucleotides. Its product is annotated as MAR-binding protein. The transcript has 3 exons. Gene Ontology annotation, cellular component: box C/D methylation guide snoRNP complex; small-subunit processome. The record is from RefSeq and is a predicted model, not a curated record. Bases 1 to 1827 code for a protein of 608 amino acids. NCBI's taxonomy places the organism in Eukaryota, Evosea, Eumycetozoa, Acytosteliales, Cavenderiaceae. Gene Ontology annotation, molecular function: snoRNA binding.